GCUCUUCUUUACUUUACUUCCCGAUUGCUCUUCUUUACCCAUCUUCCAUCUACUGCACUUUUCACCAGAUCCCAAGCUUGACUUUUCUUGCAUCUUCAUUUGUCGAUUGCUGACUAUACACAUCUUCUCAAUUAGCCAAUUGCCUCAUCUUUUUUUCCCUUUUUUUUUAUUUUGCAUCUAUCUCUGCCGAUUGCUUGCAGUACCCAUCUUCCAUCUGCCAUAUAGCUACACCAAAUCCCAAUUCCAACAUCCUCAUCUUCCUCAUCCCAGAUCUAGCGGGUAAGCUCCCUUUCUUCAAACUUAAAUCUUCUAGAUUGUGGGUUUUAUUACUACAUCUUUUUUUCCCUUUUUGAUUUCUAUAAAGCUUGGCUUUUGCUUUCAAUUUCCAUGUGAAUUUCUUGGUUUUCUUCCUAUUCAUCAAUCUAAAUGUGGGGAAGAGUAAUCAGGCAACAUUAACCUUUACAUAAAGACAUUGGGGUAUAAGAUUCAUGAUGUGGAAGCUGAGUAUUAUGCUGAUGGUGGGGAUGCAUAUGACAUGUGGAAGAGGCUAAAGGGGAAGCAGAACCAUCACCAUUAGCAUGGUGGUGGGUGUUGUUCUAGUAAGGCAAGAAGUUCAAAGGGGACCCAAAGAAGAGGAGACUCAAAAUCAGAGUCCAAAGCCAACACCAAAUCAGAUACAAAAAUAGGAUGAUGGUGGGAGUUUCCUGAUCAUUAUCACAAGAGAAAAGAAUGCGAGAGAAAUGCAUUCCAAUGACUCAGACACCCAUUUACAAUUGAUGUGAUCCUUUACAUCAUGGUGUUAUCGAGAAACAGAGGAGUUAUCAAAAUGCAGGUGUAGAUGUUACUUUUGGGUGAAGUUUUAAGGUGAUGGAUGGAUAUAUAGUUAUUCCUCUCAAAAAAUGUUGGGAGAACAUUGCAAAAUAGGCUUCUUCUUUUUUUUUUUUGUCUUGUAUCACAACUGCCUUAGACUUGCUGUAUUGCAACUCUCUUUGUUGAUUAAAUUAGAGAGAUCAUACUUGAUGUACAAUUUGGUAGCCAAUAAACUUUGGUUUUUCAC
This is a messenger RNA of Rubroshorea leprosula, 1057 nucleotides long. The record is from the annotation of a GenBank genome assembly. NCBI's taxonomy places the organism in Eukaryota, Viridiplantae, Streptophyta, Magnoliopsida, Malvales, Dipterocarpaceae.